AUGUCUUCCUCGCCCGUCCCCCUCCUCAAGGCCCCCGUCCCAGGCAAUCGCAACGGUCCUCGACCCCCCAAGCUGACUUUGGGAAUCCCUCCUUCGGUCACCAGUCGCCCUGUUACCGGGAAUGGCAUUUCAACCACUGCAGAAGCGCCUCAGCUCCAGCUCCAACCCCUACCCCAACCCCAACCACAGCCUCAGCCUCAGCCCCAGCCCCAGCGUUCCUCGAAACGUCCCCCACCUCCCCAACUCCGUCUUGCAACCCCCAUGGGUAGUACACAAGAGGUCCCGACGUCGAAGGGCCGGCCAGCUCCCCUCCCCUUGGUGACAACUGGAUUGAAUGAGCCGAAUGGACACUCCAGGUCGGGUAGCUUUACCUACUUGGAUGGAAAGGCCAGCGGCCCCGCCUCCGCCUCUUCGUCCAAUUUCUCGACCCUUUCAUUCGCCAUGGGCCUCCGCCAGCCACAUGGGAGUACACCAGACCCGUCGUCAGCGAUCAGCUCGGUUUAUUCAGACCGUGAGGGAGGCGUGCAGAUGGAGCGAGAGAAUAGUGUCAACAGCCUAAUCCCGGACUUGGAUAAGCUGAGCCUGGAGAAGGGUAGACCCCUUGACGUGGAUGACUUGGACGAUGAGGGUUGGCUCGCUGCGAGUGAACAGAAGAAAAUUAUUGAGCUGGGUAGCUUGGGGGAGGGAGCUGGAGGAGCGGUCACGCGAUGCAAGCUCAAGGAGGGUAAGACCGUCUUUGCCUUGAAGAUCAUCACGACAGAUCCCAAUCCCGAUGUGAAAAAGCAGAUUGUUCGAGAGCUCAACUUUAAUAAGGACUGCGCCUCGGAGCAUAUCUGCCGCUACUAUGGUGCCUUUAUGGAUAAAUCAACCGGUACAAUAUCUAUUGCAAUGGAAUUUUGUGAGGGAGGAAGCUUGGAUAGCAUCUAUAAAGAAGUCAAGAAGUUAGGCGGACGAACGGGAGAGAAGGUGCUGGGUAAGGUCGCAGAAGGAGUGUUGAACGGCUUGACAUAUCUCCACAGCCGAAAGAUUAUCCAUCGAGAUAUUAAACCGUCCAACAUUCUUCUCUGCCGGAAUGGUCAGGUGAAGCUUUGCGAUUUUGGAGUUAGCGGAGAGUUUGGUACUAAAGGGGACGCCAAUACCUUCAUCGGAACUUCGUAUUACAUGGCCCCGGAACGAAUCACAGGACAAUCAUAUACGAUCACUUCCGACGUGUGGUCCCUUGGCGUGACCCUCCUGGAAGUUGCGCAACAUCGAUUCCCUUUCCCUGCUGAUGGAACCGAAAUGCAGCCUCGCGCUGGACUGAUCGACCUCUUGACGUAUAUCGUCCGACAACCAAUCCCUAAGCUCAAGGAUGAGCCGGAGAAUGGAAUUCGCUGGUCUAAUAGUUUCAAAUACUUUAUCGAAUGCUGUUUGGAGAAAGAACCUCCACGAAGAGCAACUCCCUGGCGGAUGCUGGAACAUCCGUGGAUGCUGGACAUGAAGAAUAAGAAAGUCAAUAUGGCGAACUUUGUGAAGCAGGUGUGGGAUUGGAGUGAUUAG
Molecule: messenger RNA, 1539 nt
Organism: Aspergillus ochraceoroseus IBT 24754
Lineage: Eukaryota; Fungi; Ascomycota; Eurotiomycetes; Eurotiales; Aspergillaceae
Product: dual-specificity mitogen-activated protein kinase kinase
Exons: 4
Coding region: 1-1539 (512 amino acids)
Biological process (GO): protein phosphorylation
Molecular function (GO): ATP binding; protein kinase activity
Source: RefSeq, a predicted model, not a curated record